AAUGCGCGAGGCGGUGGUUGGUUUUCAUUUCUUCUUGGUGGUUGUGUGCAUGCGGUGGGAUUGUGAGUGCGUGUGCGAGCCGUCGGCAAUGCUGACUUCUUCCGAGUGUGGUCUUCUAGGCGAAGGGCUGUGUGUCUGAGUGUGAUGGUGUCCGCGGUCUUUGGGCUGUUGAUUUGGAUUCUUCGAGCCCUCCUGCGUUUUCAUCGCUGUAUACGAUUAUGCUCGUUUUUCCUUCUCGACAAGAGUCUGGCUCUGCGUGUUGGGUUGUGUGGCCUUUGCGACUGUAUUUGGGUGGUUUCGUUGUUAUGUCGGGCAUAUGUGAUCCUGAUUACGUUAGAUGUGUGUCCAUGAGCGAUUGCGUUCUGAUUUCGUUGUAUCGUGUUGGCCAGUGUGCGGGCCUGACCAUGUCGGCUUGGAGGGCAGCGCCGUGUUGUGUUUACUUUGCUUCCCUUCUGUGGGGCUGGACCGUGUGUGGUCCUGUCCGUGCUGGGUUGUGUGCCUGUGUGCUUGUGUCCUUUAGAAGUGUAUUUGCAGAUCGGUGGGGGGUGGAGGGGAGGGCGAGCUGGAGAUGGAACCGCAAGUUGAGGAGGCGGCAAGGGGGCGGGGAGAGGGAUUUCACAUUUUAUUCCAAAUUAUGAUGUAUUCGGAAUCCAGUGUUGGCUUGGAUGGGCAGACGGAGCCUGAUCGGCGGCUGCUCUGUCCAGAGGCCGGUCGGUGCCUCGGUGUUUGAGGGGUUUGUUAGCGAGUGGGAGGUUCUUCCAGGCUCGAAGCUGAGCAGCGCUCGCCGAGGCCCGCGCCUUCACGCCGGUAGCCGCUGGCUUCGGUUUCCGCCGCACCCAGGCUUCAUCCAUUUCUGACUGCCCAGGACCACACCGUGGCCUAACUGCUGGUCUCUCAGCGAGAGAGGGGAAAAGCAAAGAUCCCCGUCCGCAGCUUGGACCUUGGCUCCCGCCCCUCUCCUGCGGCGGCGGAGUGGAGAUCCUAUUCAGAGGGGCCGGUUUCUCUAAAUAUGCCCCAGGAUGACGGAGCGGCCGCCCAGCGAGGCGGCCCACAGUGACCCCCCGCUCGAGGGACGGGACGCGGCCGCGGCCGAGGCCCGCAUGGCCCCCCCGCACCUGGUCCUGCUGAACGGCGUCGCCAAGGAGACAAGCCGCGCGGCCCCCGCCGAGCCCCCGGUCAUCGAGCUGGGCGCGCGCAGCGGUCCGGGGGGCGGCCCCGCUGGUGGGGGCGGCGCCGCGCGGGACUUAAAGGGCCGCGACGCGGCGGCAGCGGCCGAAGCGCGCCAUCGGGUGCCCACCACGGAGCUGUGCAGACCUCCGGGGCCCGCGCCCGCCUCGGCCCCCGCGGAGCUGCCCGGCGACGGCCGCAUGGUGCAGCUGAGCCCGCCCGCGCUGGCGGCCCCCGCCGCCCCCGGCCGCGCGCUGCUCUACAGCCUCAGCCAGCCGCUGGCCUCGCUCGGCAGUGGGUUCUUUGGGGAGCCAGAUGCCUUCCCUAUGUUUACCACCAACAAUCGAGUGAAGAGGAGACCCUCCCCUUAUGAGAUGGAGAUUACUGAUGGUCCCCACACCAAAGUAGUGCGACGCAUCUUCACCAACAGCCGAGAACGAUGGCGGCAGCAGAAUGUGAAUGGGGCCUUUGCUGAGCUCCGCAAGCUGAUCCCCACACAUCCCCCAGACAAGAAGCUUAGCAAGAACGAGAUCCUCCGCUUGGCCAUGAAGUACAUCAACUUCCUGGCCAAGCUGCUCAAUGACCAGGAGGAGGAGGGUACCCAGCGGGCCAAGCCUGGCAAGGACCCCGUGGUGGGGGCUGGUGGUGGAGGCGGUGGGGGAGGGGGCGGUGCACCUCCUGAUGACCUCCUGCAGGACGUGCUGUCCCCGAACUCCAGCUGCGGCAGCUCACUGGAUGGGGCGGCCAGCCCGGACAGCUACACGGAAGAGCCGGCCCCCAAGCACACAGCCCGCAGCCUCCAUCCCGCCAUGCUGCCAGCCGCUGAUGGAGCAGGUCCUCGGUGAUGGGGCCGGGGCCAUUCAGGACCAGCCGGGAGGGCACCCUCAGGCCGCUGGGCCCGUGGGCUUCAGGGCAGGUGGGGUGAGGAUUGGGCAGCUCUGAAGCAGGGCAAUGGACUCGAUGAGCUUUCCUUGGUGUCUGAACUUGGCAGAGCCCUAACUGCCCCUGGGGCAGCUUCCCUGACUCCUGCCUCAGUGGGAGAACAGAAAAAUGGAGCAAAGUGGUAGGUACUUUUUAUGAAGACGGCACGGUCUUCCCCCUCCCCCAAUCCCUAAGACUUCUCCAGUAAGAAGCUGGACUGACACUGCUUUUGUCCUGGAGCUUAGGGGCCCUGUCUUUGCCAAGACCUGGGGUUGUCAGCUCUCCCCGACAACAUCCAGCAGCCUCUGCCUUGCCUUUAACCCCUCCCAAGCUGGCUGGUGUGGCCUGUGUGGCCACUCUGUCCAAAUACGUAGGUACCCAGU
This is a messenger RNA of Neogale vison (American mink), 2471 nucleotides long. RefSeq names its product TAL bHLH transcription factor 1, erythroid differentiation factor (gene TAL1). Gene Ontology annotation, molecular function: DNA-binding transcription factor activity, RNA polymerase II-specific; RNA polymerase II cis-regulatory region sequence-specific DNA binding; protein dimerization activity. NCBI's taxonomy places the organism in Eukaryota, Metazoa, Chordata, Mammalia, Carnivora, Mustelidae. The coding region runs from base 1020 to 2012 and encodes 330 amino acids. The transcript is spliced from 5 exons. Gene Ontology annotation, biological process: regulation of transcription by RNA polymerase II. The record is from RefSeq and is a predicted model, not a curated record.